AUGGUCCUCCACACCUCUCCCUACUCUAGUGUCUUCCUACGGUGCCUCAGCAGCCUGUCAUGGGGCUUCAUCUUCCCCUGCUACUGGCUGCUGGACCGCCUGCUGGCCUCCUGCGUGGCAACCUCUCUGGAGAAGCGCCGGCGCUCCCAGGACCCCUGCUCCUUUGUGACGCUGUAUGUGCUGGUGUCCACCCCGCUCUACCUGCUGCUCCUCCUGGCCUCGCUGCCCUUCGCUCUGCUGGGCUUCCUGCUGUGGGCUCCCCUGCAGGCGGCCCGCCAUCCCUAUCUCUACACCCACCGCUGCCCAGACAAGCACCAGGCCGAGCAGGGGGGUGUGGCGUCACUGGCCAACUGGAGGCCGCAGGGCCGCAGCUUCUGCUUUGGCAGUUCCAAUGCGUGCCUAUUGCCAGACUCCCUGGCACGCUUCAACAACCUGUCUGAGACCCAGCGCCGUGCACGCGAGGUGGGCAAGCGCAUCCGUAACGGGGCCAGCCGGCCGCAGAUCAAGAUAUACAUUGACUCCCCCACCAACACCUCCAUCAGUGCCACCUCCUUCAGCAGCCUGGUCACAGGGUUCCGACGCACAUCCUCACUGGGUCAGCGGCCCGACAACACAGUCGAGGCCGAGACCGAACCCUUAACUGCCUGCCCAAUACACACUGCAGGUGCAGACUGCCCAAUACACACCACAGGUCCAAACUGCCCCAUACACACUGCAGGUGCUGACUGCUCCAUACACUCAACAGGGGACCAGGUCUCCGCAGAUUGUCCCGUCCAUGUAGCUGGUGGAGAGAACACACCAGAGUGCCCCCUUCACACUGCUGGUGCCCAGAACAGCUCUGACUGCCCAGGGCACACCACAGGGGCCCAGAACUCCCCAGACUGCCCCAUGCACACCUCGGGGGUCCAGAUCAGUAUCAGUGCCCCAGAGCCAGACCCCCCAGAGGCCGGGACAGGGAAUCACCAAAGAGAAGGUGAUGCAGAGAGUCUGACAGGGGGGGUGCCUUCUAACAACACCCUGUCCCACCGCACCUCCGUGUUCAAGAAGCACACCGGUCGCAAGCGGCGCCAAGGCGACGACGGAUUCGACCACGAGAUCUCUGCCUUCUUCCCUGCCAACCUGGACUUCCUGUGUCUGCAGGAAGUGUUUGACCACCGGGCCACGUCCAGGCUGAGGCGACAGCUGCACCACUACUUCCCCUACAUCCUGAGUGAUGUGGGCCGCUACGCCUGGAAGGGCUGCUGCUCCCGCUUCAAGUUCCUGAACAGCGGCGUCAUGCUGGCCAGCCGCUAUCCCAUACUGGAUGCCCACUAUGAGUGCUACCACAACGGGCGAGGGGAAGACGCCCUCGCAGCCAAAGGAGCCCUCUUUGUCAAGGUGAGGUGUUUUUUCUCUGUCUUUCCUAAUGAUAGCAUUGGCAAGUGCUGUAAAUAA
This is a messenger RNA of Coregonus sp. 'balchen', 1434 nucleotides long. The record is from the annotation of a GenBank genome assembly. NCBI's taxonomy places the organism in Eukaryota, Metazoa, Chordata, Actinopteri, Salmoniformes, Salmonidae.